AUGGUUGACACGCUCAAGAACACUUGUAGCGUUGACCUUAUUGGUGGUCCAAAGAAGCUCAGAAACAGGAGUUGUCCCCUUCCAGAUGAGGUGCUCGCAGAGAUCAUAUCCUACCUUCCGGCGAAGGCCUUCUUCAAGCUCCUCCCUGUUUGCAAGACCUUUCGCCAGCUCUCGUCAAAUUCUCAUUUCCUACUUUCGCAAUCACGCUACAAUAAGACCGUCUCCGGCUUUAUCAUCCAUAGUGAUAACUUCUUGAAGUCCAUCAUCCUCAUUGACCCCUACGCCGGCGUGCCUAGUAGUAACCUCGAAUUCAUAGCCGAUAUGGAAUCUAUCAUCCUCGGGUCAGCUGGUGGCCUUGUCUUCGUCUUGAAUCAGAAAUAUGAAAGGUUCGAUGCUACUACCACCGGCAUAUGUGUCUACAACCCGGCCCGUGGGACUCGAUGCUGGCUCCCUUCCCCCCCGGGUGAGUGUACCCCGGGGGGUAUCGCGGUAAGAUUCAUGAACGACGGAGAUCGGGUGAUGAAAGACUACAAGUUGGUCUACCUCACACAAACCUGGGGAUUGAGCAAAUCGCACCACUGUCGGGUCUAUGACUCAGUUGCUAGGGCGUGGACGAUGGAUAAGGAGCUCGACUUGGGGCAUCAGCAACUAGACUUGGAGGACCCGGUGGUCUGCGGCGACGCCGUGUUCUGGUUAUCAUCAGAGUCGAAGUGGUACGCGAGGAUUGGCCCAUAUGUCGUCACCUUCGACGUGAGGGAGGAGCGCACACAAAUCAUCCCUCUGCCGAGUGAAAUAGUCAUCGACUUCUUUGCAAUUUUCGGAAUAGCCAAGUGGGAGGGGAAGUCGUUGUGCCUGAUCCAUUACAGCUCAUCUUCUGGGGUGAUCGGUCUGUGGCUAUUGAAGAAGACAAGCGACGGUGCGGUAGAAUGGGUGAAGAUGCAUGAGAUAAGCUUGUCCCAGAUGGGGUUUCCGGGAGACCCGUGUUUUGUGAACUACGUCAAACUGAUUGAGGUGUCGACGACGACCACGCUACUUGUUUUCACCACAUAUGACUCGAUGUACAGUUACAAUAUAAAGGAUGGAGGAGCACUCAAGUGGCAAGGUUGCUGGGGAUUCGCUUAUUCCCCCAAGUUCAUCCCUUACUGUAAUACGCUUCGACCAUGCGGUGACCGAGAAGAGCUGUUGGAAGCAAUCUGA
Molecule: messenger RNA, 1197 nt
Organism: Musa acuminata AAA Group (dessert banana)
Lineage: Eukaryota; Viridiplantae; Streptophyta; Magnoliopsida; Zingiberales; Musaceae
Product: putative F-box protein At4g38870
Exons: 1
Coding region: 1-1197 (398 amino acids)
Molecular function (GO): protein binding
Source: RefSeq, a predicted model, not a curated record